AGUGUCCUGUCGGAUCGCUGACCUCUACAACGACCUUCGGGACGGCUACAUGCUCACCAGGCUGCUGGAGGUCCUGUCUGGGGAGAUGCUGGUUGGUCAACCCAUUCUCUGGUUCACAACCUCAGUCUACCUUUAAGUCAGUAGAUGCUAGGAGAACAAGCGCAAACUAUUCAACAAAAAGCUCUGCAUUGUAGUUAUUUUUGUUCCAAAUAUUAUUCAGUCAUGUCUAAAUGUUUCAUGAAUCUUGUCAGCACUGCAGCUAUAUGUCAUGUGUAAUCGUAUGAGAAUAGUAGUCAGCAUAAUGGGGUUUGACAAUUGGAUGGGAACAGCAUUUGCACGCUUUCUUUGCCAUUGUGUUUUUAAUGAGAAAAAUAUUGUCUUACUAUAAAGGCAUUGCGAUCAAAGCCAGUAUUUCCCCUGCAGAUUUAUUUGACCAAUCAAGCAUUACUCCUCUCACCAUUCCACUCUUGUUCCCUCUCUCAUUCCCUCUACCUUCUUACCUCGCUGUCCUGUCACCCUUUUCUCCCUCCCUCCUUCCCUCCCCCAUUCCUCCCUCCCCUCCCCUAGCCGAGGCCCACGCGGGGUCGCAUGCGGAUCCACUGCCUGGAGAACGUGGACAAGGCCCUGCAGUUCCUCAAGGAGCAGAGGGUCCACCUGGAGAACGUCGGCUCUCACGACAUCGUCGACGGCAACCACCGCCUCACCCUUGGCCUCAUCUGGACCAUCAUCCUUCGCUUCCAGGUAGUGACCUAGCCCACCCGUCCUGGUGCCUGGUGUUGUCUGUCUCUGUGGCUUCUGUUGUGGUUGUAUUUUGGAUUUACAUUCAUUUAUUUUGUCAUGCAGCCAACUCCUGUGGGGACGUUCCUGUCCCCUGUUUGGAUUGUCCUUAAGACCUGCUGCUAGCUUAACCUCUGCUGAGGUAUUUCUGGCCUGUGUUUGGUUCAUAUUGGGGACUGUGUUAUAGUGCUGUGUAGCUCUAUUGCUUCUUUGUCCCUGUGGGGUACUUUUGAACUCAGUCAGCAUGUGGAUGAUGAACCUUAUGUUGGUGUGCACCGUUGUUUCUACAAACUCCUGUUUCUGACUGGUAUAUGUUCUAUGGUAUGACAUCAUAGCCAAUCUGCUGCAGUUAUAAUACAUCUAAUUUAGUCUCCAGACACUUCCGCCAAAAGAGUCAGGAAGAGUCUGGUGGACCAACGCGUCAAACUUGGCCUUCUUUAGCCAAUACAGAAUGACCGGGAGAAACUCCCUGCGCAUAUGCAUUAGCUUAAUCUCCCACAACACCUUCCCCCUAACCCUCCCCAUGCCUCUCAGUUGUGUGAUUCGCUAAAAUGAAAUGAUGACAAGUACUUUACUCAGUAGGUCACGCCCAUAGAAUUCUAUGGGCACUCCCACUAAUGCGUGGUCCCCAAACUUUAUUUGGCCUGUGACCCCAUUUUGAUAUUUAAAAAAAUGUGUGACUCCACCAUAUAAAAAAAGGGAUGUAAUCAACGGCCAAUGUUCACUUUUUAAAUUGGGGCUAUGACAGUCUGUUACAAGUCAGUCUGACAGUACUUUUGACAGUAUUUUAAUCUGAAGGAAGUAUGUUUUGAAGUGGCUGAAAACCACCAGAAAGGUAUUGGGAAGUUCAGAAGUUCAUCAGGCAAUAAUGUUGUAUGAUCUUCUGUGUAGAAAAUAAUAUCAUCAUUGAUUUAGUGCCUGGUCUCUUCCAUUCUGUUCUAAUGAGUCCUGUGUAUCUUGUGGGCUUAAACGGUUCAAAAGAUAGAGACACAUUUAUAUGAAGAAAACAGAAACCGCUCUGUUUAUUCCAACCACAUCUAGCAUCUAGCAGCUACCGGAGGUUACUGACGUAACCCCAGUUCUAUGAACCAAGCCCAUUUAUUUUUAUUUUUAGAGUUUCUCUUGCGACCCCAUUUUAAAAUCAGGCGACCUCACAUGUGGUCACGACCUCUAGUUUGAGAAACGCUGCACUAACACCAACUUUCACUAAUGCCAACUUUGAAUCGUUGAUAUCCCAGGCUGUGUGCGCAAUAGUCUCGGGACGAGGCUACAAUACAUCUAAUUCAAACACAAGAACAAAGUCUUAUCCUACAUUUUGUCACUCUUCUUCAUCAGCCUUUGAACUUAGGUGAACCCAUCUAAGAAAGAGACAGAUUUAGCAGGGUUGGAUAAAGGUUCCACUUCUUGUGUCCCAGCUGUAAACAGAAGUAGGGCAACAUUCUGUGUAUAUUAUAUAUGAUUGGUUUCAGCACUGUCUUAAUUUAGGAGAGAAAGGGCAUAAAUCAGAGUGAUUUAUAGACUGGCCAAAAUACUGUAUGGAGAAUCCCUGAAACAUGCUGCAUCAUCACUGUGUGACGUUACUAGCAAAGCUUGAAUGUCACUCUGGUCCUGAUCGUAGUUGGAUCUCAAACAAGGACAUACUGUCUGACAUUCGCCUCAGAGACAUACACAUACAAUGGGCACAAGGCCUUACAGGACGCGAUACCACAGACAAGUGACAGGCAUGUACUGUAAGUAGCACAAAAUCGUUUGGCUUUUGUUGUCGCUUCAGGACAGUGGUGGUCUCAGCAUAAACGCAUGUCUUGCGUUAUUCAAAUCAGCGUUACUCUGUAAAUAUGAUUCAGGGACAGGAGGAGAGGCUAGCAUGGCAUAGCUUAUCGUUCUGCCUUCUAACAGUGAUUACGGGUUAGCUGGGGCACUUUUGGCCGGCAUCCCAUUCUACUGCACUGACGCUGGAGCCAGCGAGUCGAUGGCCUCUUCAAUUUUGCGUGCAGUGAAAAAGGAGGAGCGCGUUAUUGGAAACUGAUUUGUGCUGUAGGGAGCAAGGGGUGGGGCUCCGGGCAGGGCAGUCAGGGCCUAUCCUCCUCCUCCACCUUCCCUCCUUCUCUCUCUACCACUCCUCCUUCCUUCUCUGUCACCGAUUCUGCAACCGUUUGUGGUUGUCUCAUCACUCUCUCCUCACACUCCUCUUUUAGUUUACUACGUCUCUCCUCCCUUUCUGUCUCCCUCUCUCUUUCUUUCUCUCUACUCCUUUCUCUCUCCCUCUCUUCCACCCCUCCCCUACCCAUGGACUGUUUCAGUUUACUUUGCCCAGUCAGCAGGUAAGGCCUAGCCACUGCAGCAGGCAGCAGACAAAGCGAGAGAAAGGGGGAAAAGAGGAAGGAAAAGGGGGAAGACGGAUGAAAGGAAAGGGGGGAAGGAAGAGGAAGGAAGGGGAAGAGAGGGGAAAGGAAAGGGGGGCGAAAACGAGGAAAGGAAAGGGGGGACAAUGAGGGAAAGUGAAGGAAAUGGGGGAAAGAGAGGAAAGGAAGGGGAGAGAGAGAGAAGGAAAGAGGGAAGAGAGGAAAGGAAAGGGGGGAAGAGAAGAGAGGAAAGGAAAGGGAGGAAGAGAGGAAAGGAAAGGGGGAAAAGAGAAAGGAAAAUGGGGAAGAGAGGAAAGGCAAAGGGGAAAGGGGGAAAAGAGGAAAGGGAAAGGGGGAAGAGAGGAAAGGAAAGGGGGAAGAGAGGAAAGGAAAGGGGAAAAGAGGAAAGGAAAGGGGGAAGAGAGGAAAGGAAAGGGGGAAGAGAGGAAAGGAAAGGGGGAAGAGAGGCCUCCAGGUUGUAAAUUAUCUCCAGGAGCCGAUUUUAAGAAUCGAAUAAACACUUGACACCUCCAUUAUAUUUAGCAACUUCACUAUCCUGUCUAGUUGCUUCGCUCAGUGUCGUUGUGUUUGUGCUACCUAAUUAUGACCUGCGUGGUGUAUGCCUCUCUGUCACCGCCAGAUGGUUUGUUUCUCUCAGGGAUCUUGUUUAUUGUUGGAUGAUAUGCACUGCGAUCAAGGGUAUGUAAGGUACAUUUUAGAAAUGGAAUGUCAUCAUUGGCUCUUGUGAAAAGUCAGUUUGGUUCUGGGCAGCAGUUCAUUUGAACUAUAGUUGUUCAGUUAGACAAUGACUAGUCCUUCUCCUCGUAAUUAACAUACCGGUAGUGUUAUCCAUAAUUUAAUCACAAAUAACCGUUCCCUGUAGGUGGAGACUAAACUGUGUAUACAUGCAGUAGAGUCCUAUAAACCUCCAGUUGCUUUCCAGUGUGAGUGAGCGUGUAUGUGAAUGGGUGAGGUGCGAUUUGUUGAUAUGGGUGGUCUAGCAGAUUCUAGGGUGUCAACCCUCCCAUUAAUAUGUAUCAUGUCACCGUGACAUGAUUGGGCCAAUGGCUGUCAUACUGUAGAUGAUGAGGGUGCACAGUGAUGUUGUCAUGAUUCUGUGGCCUUCCUCCCAACAUGACAGGCACAUGUCUGUGUGCGAGUUAGUGAUGAGACAUGCAAUGCAGUUGUGUGACUAUUGGGGUGUAUUCAUUAAGUCUUGCAAGGGAAACCGUUGACCAUUUAAGAACCAAACAGAAGCAAACAGAGCAAACGGAAGGAAAUGGGGAGGGAGGGACCUACCUGAAUUUGUCCAUUAGAAACUCUUGUUUUCGUUGCAAAAUGUUUUCCGUUUAGAGUAAAUGGUUUCUGUUGCAAAGCGUUUUGAAACAGCCCAAACUGUUUGCAACAGAAUCGGUGUAAUGAUUGCACUCCUGGUGUGGCUGUUGAAAGGAACUGGGUUUUGGGUUCAGUGUGUUUGAAACUGAUCAGCAACAUGGGUGUGUUUCCUAAUUGUUUUCUUCACAAACUCAUAGUAAUCUGGUGAUCUUACUGAACUGAGGACAGUUUUGAGGCUGGUUUCCUUAACCAAGGUUGUUUGUCGUCUGGUCUCCCUCCCUGUACAUACAGAUUCAGGUGAUUAAGAUUGAGUGUGACGACAACAGGGAGACACGGUCGGCAAAGGAUGCCCUGCUACUCUGGUGCCAGAUGAAAACCGCUGGGUGAGUGUCUUCAUUUAACCAAAAGCCAAAAUUGAACGUCAACCUUUGUGAACAGUUUCCACUUUCCAUUUUUAAGGGUUUUGACAGUUGUUUUACUACUGUUGUUACAUGCAAAUGUCUUUAGUUGGAUAGCAUAUAUAUAUUGGACCAAUGGUUGUGAGUGUGUUCUGUGUCAACUGUCCCACAGGUACUCUGAGGUCCACAUCCAGAACUUCACCACCUGCUGGAGAGAUGGUCUCGCCUUCAACGCGCUCAUUCACCGACACAGGUCAGCAUGGUCUUGUUUUAAAAUAUGUAUUUAUGUGACUAUAGAAAGUGAACUAAAUGACCUAAUUUGCAUUACUACAGGCCUGAUUUGAUUGAAUUCCAUAAGCUGAUCCGGUCCAAUGCCACAUACAACCUCCAGCAAGCCUUCAACAUUGCUGAGCAGAACCUGGGGCUCACCAAACUCCUGGACCCUGAAGGUAAGACUGCAUAGAGAAUUGAAAUAGCAGCUAGACAACCUCCUCAACAAUUCAUGGACAUUUGGUAACAUAUAUCUCAAACGUGUAAACAUUCACAGACUUUCAGCUACAGUGACCAUAGUUGAUAUUUUACAUUACUGAAAUGAUUUCAUGUCAAGGUGUGAUUAUGUUAUAUAGUGUAUGUGUGAUGUAAAUGUUUGUGUAUUGUUGUCCUUCCUGUGUGACUCUGCAGACGUGAAUACGGAGAACCCAGAUGAGAAGUCGAUAAUAACCUAUGUUGUAUCCUACUACCAUUACUUCUCCAAGAUGAAAGCCCUUCGAGUAGAGGGCAAGAGAGUGGGAAAGGUAUUUAACCCUGGAUCUUGUGGUACAUGAUAAAACAAUUGUCAUUGGAACCUGUGUAAAUAUCUCCUACAGUAUACAGUGAUAUACAGUGUAUAUACAGUGAUAUGUACUGUAUGUUAUGAACACAUGAGUAACAUGAGCAAUAUGUAUAUCAUACUGUAUGUUUUGCACACAUGAGUGUAGUUGUGUAGCUCAAAACAAACUGAUAACGAUUCAAUCCAUUAUCAAAUGCUAUUAAACAAAAGUUAUGAAUUAAAUCACUCCUAUGUAAUGUCCAUCAAUGCUAAAUGUUUAUGUGUUAUACAGGUGUUGGACAAUGCCAUUGAGGGUCAGAAGAUGAUCGAUCGAUAUGAGGCUCUGGCCUCUGAGCUCCUGGAGUGGAUCGAGAAGACCAUAGGCAUCAUCAGCAACCAGAAGUUUGCCAACUCCUUAACGGGUGUUCAGCAACAGCUUCAAGCCUUCACCACCUACUGCACCAUCGAGAAGCCCAUC
This is a messenger RNA of Coregonus sp. 'balchen', 6138 nucleotides long. NCBI's taxonomy places the organism in Eukaryota, Metazoa, Chordata, Actinopteri, Salmoniformes, Salmonidae. The record is from the annotation of a GenBank genome assembly.